Molecule: messenger RNA, 18768 nt
Organism: Brassica rapa (field mustard)
Lineage: Eukaryota; Viridiplantae; Streptophyta; Magnoliopsida; Brassicales; Brassicaceae
Source: RefSeq, a predicted model, not a curated record
AUGUAAUUUUCAUAUAAAAAUUAAGAAAUUUAAAUUAUCAUAUUAAUACACUGAGUUUUAGAUAUAAAACAAUUAUGAAUAUUUGUGAAAUGUUAAUAAAUAGAUAUUAGCAAAGUAAAAAUGAAAAGACACGAGUUUUUUUGUUAAAUAUUGUCUAAAAAUUGAUGUAUCAUUUAAUUAUCGCAUUAAUUGAUGUGUGUUUACAAAAAAUGUUAACUCAUGUGUUUUUUCAUCUAUAAAUUUUAUUAGUUUUAAGAGGAAAUAUUUAAAGAUGCUUCUUUCAUAAUGAUGUAUCAUAUUCUUUUUAUAAUUCUUAAAGAGUUAUCUUUCUUUUAAAUAUGUGUCUUUUUAUUCUAAAAGAUAGUCAAAGAUUCAAAUGAAAAAAGAUGGUAAGAUAUUUAAAUGAACCUUUGAAAUCGUUGAACUUAACUAUUACCUUUACUUAAAUAAUAAAUUGCAAUUGAUUAAAUGAAACAUUGUAAUUUUUGGUGAUUAUAUUUUUUGGUAAUGGGUUAUUGUAAUCAUAGGUCAUGAACCAUUAUAAGUGUUGGUAAUUAUAGUAUUUAGUGAUAUGUCCUUGCAACUUUUGGUGAUAGUAUUGCAAUCAUUAGAUGAAAGUUGUAAUAUUUGGUUGUCAGUUAUUACAACCAUUAAUCUUCUAUAUAAAGAAUUGUGGAUAAUGAGAAAUCCUAACCAAAAUAACAAUAUAUAAAUAAAUAAACUCAAAAAUAGAUUAGAAAACAAAGAAUUUUAUUGUCAAAUUCAUCAAAGUUCAAUUUUUAACUAAAUAAAAUGCAAAUAAUGCACAAGAAGAAUGUGUGUGAUUUACCAAUAAAAAUAUGUACUGUACAAGAUCUCUUAAAGUUGACAUAUAAUCUUGUUUUGACAGUUCAUAUUUUUAAAAGACUUCAAAAAUCAUGAAUGUAAUACUUGUCAUUAUAAUUUACCUUACUAAACUAUUAAAUGAUUAAAUUUAAACGUGUGUUAUUUAUUUUAAUUAAUUCAAAAUAUUAUAUAUCAUUUAAAAUUUUAUAAAAUGUAAAUAAAUUAAUAGAAGAUGUACAUUUUUGGUAUUGACGUAAUUUUAUUUUAGUUGUAAUCUAAAAAUAUAAAAUAUUCAUUACUUAUAUUAUCUAUAAAUGAAUAUAAACACAUAUAUACUACGUAUUGACAUGAGAAUUUUUUCGAAAAUAGAAUUAAAAUUCUUUAUAUAAAAAAAUAUAAAAUUAAAAAGUGAUAUGUGUUUAAAAAAAUGAACUCCUAUGUGAUAUCGCGUGGGUUCUUUAUCUAGUUAGGUCAAAACUGGUAUCUAAAUUGCGUCAAAAAAUUGUGGGUGGUUUAGUAGUAACGUAAGAGGGUUAGUUUUUUUGUCUUUUCAGUUCAAAUCAUUUUUCAUAUGAAGUGAUAUUCUUAGAACUGGAAACUGCAAAUGUUAACUUUAAGCAUGUGGGAAAUUGUAGGUAUAAAACCUAAAUUCCCUUUGAAAAAAUUGUUUGCCAAUAAAUAAAUACUAUAUAGGCAUUAACAUUAAAUCUGAUAAAAAUUGGCCGACGUUGAACACUAGGCUACAAGUCUACAAUAAUUUAGUUGAAAUAUAUCUUUGCAUAUAACAACAACAACAAAUCGAUUUAAGAAGGAACCAAAUGUAUGUGUUAUUAUAAUUAUGCCGACAAAUCCCGACAAGAAAACAUUAGAACUAGCUAGUUCAUGAUUUUCAUCACGUCAUUGUACAUGAAAAGUUAAGUAACUGCAAACCAAAAAAGAUUGAUCAAAAUGAUGUAAGGGUUAUGUUCGCUUACUGGUCAAUUCACGUUUUACUAACUUAAAUUUGGCCCGAAAAGACUGAUUAGAUUAAAGUAAUAAACCAACAAACAUUAUCUGAAUCUACUAUGCCUUUUGUUGGCGAGAAUCAAUUCGUUAACUUGUCAUAAUAUUCGAUUAAGCAACCGUAUAUAUAUUAAAUACACAUACAUGUAUAUAUCAUCUAUUCUCAAUAGUUUACGUUAUUUAUUCUCAGAAAUAUGCAACUUUAUACGUAUAUAUAAAUAAGUUUAUUAUUAGUGUGCAGAAAAAAAUGUAGACCAAGGGCAUCGUGUGAAAAGAGAUGUGGAUAAGAUAUUAGUUGGUUUUGGCAUAUAUUCUUCCAGACAAAAUCACAUAAUUUCCUUUGUUUUAUCCGGCUUUUUUGUAAACGGAGCAUCAGCUACACCAAUUCUUCAACGAAAAAGAGAUAAGGACGUGACACGGCACCAGUAUAUUAAUAAAAAUGAAAAAAUGUUAGAAAUAGAGAUUGAGAAAGCAUAUAUAACUCAUAAUUGAUAGCUUGUAUAGUUCUAUUCUAUAUUAUUUGGCAGCAGAAGCGGAAGCAGAAUCGUAUGAAAGCGCAGAAACGAGAUUUAAAAAAAAAAUUAGAAAGCGGAUACGUGUUGGAAGCGUAUAUAUAUAAAUAUAUAUAUAUAUAUAUAUAUAUAUAUAUUAAAAUAUAAUAAAUUUUUAUGACUAAAAUUAUAUGAUUCAAAUUUAAAAUAAAGCAUUUAUUCAUUUAUAAUUUUUUAAAUGAUUUUACAAUACAAAUAAAAUUAAGUUGACAAAAAACUAUUAUAUUAAUUAUUUUUAAUAUUUCAUAAAUAAUUGACACACUAUAUUUGAAUAUAUAUGCUAUAUCUCUAAUAAAAAAUGUCAAUGCAUAAAGAUAAUUUGUAGUAUUAGUUUGAAUACUUGUAUGUAUAUAUUCUCUCUAUUUUAUUACUAUAAAUUUUAGACUUCAUAUAAAACCAAAAAUAAUUUUAUUUUUUAUUUAUUUAUGACAUUGUGAUUUAUAAAUGGAAGCGUAAUUCCAAAACGGAAUCGAAAGCUUCUAACAUUUUUUUAAAUAAGAUAUUUUAGAAGUAUUUUGGAAGCGAAAUUCUGUAUGUUUCAAAAAGUUAUGAUUCUGGUUCUGAAACAGGAAGCAGGGGUCCGAUGAAACUUCUGUACAACGUAGGUUGCACUACAUAUUUUAAAAAUAAAAUAAAAUAUAAUGACUACAUAUUUUAGAAUUCUCAUUUAUUAACUGAAUUUCUGCAUACAAAAAUACCCAAAUGUGUAUUUGAAAGCUCAGAGGCAGAUCGAUGUUAUAAAAAAAUGACACAGGUUAAAGUCAAAUAAUUGCAAGUUUAGCCAUUUCUUACCAUGAGAAAGUAACAUAGAUUUCUCUAAAUGGUUCACUCUAUUUUUCACUGUAAAAUAGAGCAACUCUAUAAUAGAGUUGAGUUAUACUUCAAUAGUACUCUAUUUUAUAGUGCAAAAUAGAGUGAUGAAAGAAAAUAAACAAUUUAUUUUAUUAGAAAACUCAUUUUUCACUCUAUUAUAGUGCGCGAAACAGUGUACCAUUAAAACACUUUUGCUUUAAAUUUGUAACUAGAUUUUGAUCCGCGCUUAGAAAACGCCGGUUUUUAUUUGGAUUGUAAACAAAGUUUUUUAAUUAGUAUUUUGGAAUUAGUGUACAUUUUUAUGUUACAAAGUCAUUAUAUCGAAGAUAUGCAUUUAUUUAAAAUGAUAUAAUUUAUAAAUUAGUAUAUAUAAGAUCUUGUAUGUACACUUUUAUAUAAAUGUUUUAUCAAGCCUGGACAUUUUAUCGGAUCCGAAAAACUAACCAAAAUCGACCCGGAAAUAUAGUUGUGGUUUGGGUCCGGGUUCAGGGCAAAGUACAUAUUUGAUUAUUUCUUCAACCCACGGUCUCUGUUUGAUUAUGGAUCCUACCCGAGACCCAAUUGUGUAUCCAAAGUAUAUGGUUUGUGUAUAUUAGCUAUAUUGGGUAUUUCAAAUUUGUAUUUGGUAUUUCGAAUAUGUUUUCAGUAUUAUGAAUAGUUUCUUAAGUUUCGGAUCCAAGUUUUCGAUUAUACUUUCGAGUUCCACAUAAAAUUUUAAUUUUUUUUAUAAAUAUUUUGGGUGUAAGAAAAUGUUUUUAGGUAUCGUCCAUUCCUUAGGUCAGAUUUAUGUAAAAAAAAUUCUUUUUGGAAUUCAAAUAUUUUUUUCAGGUAUUUGUUUAUCUUUUCGUGUAUUUUUUUUGUGUUUUUAGUAUUUUCGGGUUUUUGGGUACUUCGAGUGUUUUUCGAGUUCUAAAAAUCUCAAACCAAUUCGGACCCGUUACAUACCCAAAAGUUAUAGGUAUUUAAAUUAUGGAUCCGGACUCCAAAGGAAUGGAUUCGAAUCCGAACCAAAAUUUUUUAAAUACCUAGUUAUGUCUAAAUGUUUAGGAUCCGAAAACCUAAAGCCGAAAGGAACCAAUCCAUACCCGACCAGAAGAACAGAUGCCCAAACCUACUCUUUCAUAUUAUAUUUUGUGUGCAUUUUAUAAGAGUUAUAUUUGUUGAACUCGUGAGACUUAUGAUUUACUUGGUGGAUUUAGGUAAAUUUAAUAGUAUAGAUUAAAUAUUAACAUGAGACAGUGAAUGAACUUUUUCAUAAUAUAGGACAAAAGUAUAGAAAAGAUGUAGUCUAAUGUUACAUAGUUGCUGGAUUAACGAUUGAUAUAGUUUAUUUAUAUUGGAUGAAAGUUUAUUUAUAUUGAGUGAAAUGAGACAUGUAUGGAUCAAUAUGUCGUAUAUCAUUUUUGUGUAGAAAAUGAUAUGGUAUGUCGUAUAACUUUGUCAUAUACAAAAAGAUGUGGUGUAAUAAAUUAUUGUUAGAAAAAUUUUAGGUGAUUUAUUGUUAGUCAAAUAUUAUGGUAAGACCAAAAAUAUUGUUAGUUAAUGAACAGGUCCAACAACUUUUUAUAAGUAGAUUUUUUAGUACUCCUUCCAUUUUAAUAGUAUAGAUGUGAAAAAUAGAGCGAAAUUGAAGAUACCUUUAGUUGACUACAAGAUUCCUUUCUUGACCCCUCUGUUCUUGAGUUUAAAGUUAAACUUUUAAAUGCCAAUUUUUACUGAUUUUUAUUAAAAACUAGUGGUAUUCCCGCGCUUCGCGCGAAAUUUAUUAUAUUUGGUUAAACAUAAGUUCUGUUUGUAUAUAAUUACUGGUUUAUUUAUUUUAUAAAUUUAUUGUUUAUUUUAAAAAAAAAUCUACUAUAUAUACUGUUUAUCAUUAAGUAUAGUUUUUUUUUAGAUAAGUGCUGAAUUGGUCUCAAGCAGUUGAAACUAUGCAAGAAUGUUCAAUUUUCGGUUCAGUUCCAUUUUGUUUUUCUCGGUCUUUUGUUUUUUAGGUUAUAGAAAUAUAUGAACUAUUCAAUUAUUUAUGAAACUUUCUUUAGUUUUAGUUUGGUUAUUUUGGUCUUUGGUUUAGUUUGGGUACCAAUCGUAAGAACCAACUAAUAUCCAAUAAGCUUUUAGUUCCAAUUCAGUUCUGGUUUUGGUUAAUUUUGGAUAAUUCAGGUAAAAAUCAGAUCUUUUUCAGUUUUGGGAUUUAAUAUCAAAUAAUCCAGAUAAAUUUUAAUAUUGAAACAAAAACUAUUUGGAUAAUUCUAAUAUUUCGGUAAUUCAAAUAAUUUUAAAUAUUUUGGAUAAAUAAAUAUUCGAGUAUUUCAUAUUUUAGCAAUAUAAUUUUUUGGUAAUUUUAAAAAAAUAUAAUUUAUAUUUUAAGUACUCAUCCGGUUCUUUGUUCGGUUGUAACACAGUUUUUCAGUUUCAGAAAUAUAUGAACUGCUCGGUUAUUUGGAAAAUAUUUCAGUUUCAGAUUCAUUUUUUGUCGGCUUCGAUUCAGCUUUUUUCUUCCUAAUUAAUAUGUUGAGGCAUAGUUGAAACCAUAGUGAUAGCGCAUGUUUUGUUAUUUUUUGUUUGCACAUUUUUUAUUGUAUUUAUUUGUUGCACAUGUUUAGUGGUGGCACAUGUUAUUUUAUUUCAAACUUUCGGGUAUUUGGUUUAUAAAUAAUAUUUGAAUUUUAUGGUAAUUUUAUAACUAAAUAGAAUGCCUAUUAUAAGUUCUUAUUUUGUUCUAUGAUACGAUUUUUCAUUUUUCAGCUUCAAAAAUAUAUAAACCGCUCGAUUGUUUGUGAAUUUAUGUUUAGUUUUAGACUGUCUUUUUUUGUUGCCUUCAAUUCGGUUUUCGGUUCUUAAUUUAUAUUCAUGCAUAGUUGAAACGUAAGUGGUGUCACAUGUUUUCUUAUUUUUUGUUUGCAUAUUUUUUUAUUGUAAUUUUUUAUUUGUUGCGUAAUAUUGUUAUGGAAAUAGUGUGUUGAGAUGCACGAAACUUAACCUUCAUUGUAAAUAUUUUUUGAGCAAUUUUGUGUUUUUUUUUUUUGUGUUGUGUCCUCAUUUUGAGAGAAUGUUAUAUUAUGAUAUUCUGGGAAGUCGUGUUAUGGAAAGAAUUUUAUGGGGUUGAUGUUAUUGCAUGUGAUACUUCAUACUUACCAUGGUCCAUGAACCGCGAGUCACCAGAGAGCCUCGUGAAAUUAUUAACCAUUCAUCUCACCUUCUUUGUGUGUACCUUACAUCUACCAAGAGCAUGUCGACACCCAUGAGUUCACUUUUUUUCUUCGCAUUCCAAGCCUUCCCAACAUGAGCAAUCGCACCUCAAUUGGUUUAGGACAACGUUCGGCUUUCAAUUCAGUUAGAAGUAGGUCAUUGUGUCCAUUGAAUAUAGCUGAACUGCAGAGAGAGGAUGUGGAUUUAUUUUAUUUUUGAUAAGAAGAGAGAAUGCGAAAUGAUUUGAUGGGAUUAUUGAUUUUUAGUGAAUCCAACUAUGGUAUUUAUAGUUAUAGUUGUAGUUUUCAGAUGUUUCCAUGGUGGUGUGAGUGAACUAAUGAAUGCGAGAGAGUGGAGGUAGUGAUGAGAACGACAUUAAUGAGAUCAUUAUAGUGGUUGACUGAAUUCAGGGGGAGGGCGUUAUGUAAACCAACAGUUUUUGUUGGCUAAUUUGUUCCGAUCAUACUUGAUCGAAGAAGAAAGACUUUUGGGCCGAGAUUCUGAAAUAAUGAUAGGCCCAAACAAAUAAAUCAAAUGCAACAUGAGACUUUCAUAAGUAGACAACCCAUUUUUCAGAAACAAAGAAUGAUGAAACAACGCCGGAAUAACAUUCGAUGAGGUGGCGCAUUGUGGAGUCUUUCUAGUCAACUUUAUUAGUAUAGAUAGAUAGAUGUUUUAAGCUGGGGUAAAGCCCAAACUUUUGACACUCUUUAAAAACAAGGCUGGAUCCGCCGUUAUGAAAAACACAAGAUUACGAAAAACUCAAAAAAUUUUAUGUGCUGAAAGUUACUUCAAAAAUUUUUGAGGGAUCAAGUUUUUAAGAAGUAGAUUUUCUAGAGAAAAAAGUUACAUUUUCUUUUGUUCAAUAUAUGCCCAGACCUAAGCUGUAUAUUGCGUUGAGUCGACACCACCAAUGCUUCUCAAAAAACACUUGCGAUUUGCGAAUAGAGUUAACUGGGCUUAGAAUGAAACAAUUCGUGGCAGCCCAUAUAAGGUAAAAUUCAAAUAAAUAUAAAAUUACUUUUUUUUUUGUUUUCCACAUUCGAUUUGAGGAAGGGAAGCGAGGAGAAAGAGGAACCAAGAAGAAGGAGAGAAUCUACGGAAGAAGGCGAAGCGACAGUGAUUGUUUCCCUCGGAUUACGGCAAAUAAGGUCGCCAGGACUGUUGUUGAUUGAUCAAGAAGGAGACUUUGAUCAUGGAUAAUCCAGAGAGGUUUGACCAAACGAAUCAAGGCUCUAGCUCAUCUAUUCCAAGUAAGAGGAAAAGGGGUCGUCCUCGCAGUGAUGAGGUCCAACAACUGAACCCACCUGUUACUGAGAAUCUGAUAGGUCGGAUGGUUUCUGGUGUGGUUGAAGGUUCUUUCGAGGCUGGCUAUUUUCUCAACGUGAAGGUCGCUGACACGGAUAAGCAAUUUAAAGGCAUUGUUUUCUUACCUGGCAAAGUCACUCCAGUUACUCCAACAACUGAUUUGUUUCCCCAAGCUAAGAUGUAUGCACGAGAAGUUCCCUCUCUAAACCAACAAACUCCAACCACUCAGUCCACGAAAGAAGCCGGGAAUCAAACUGAUAUUCUUCCUAUGGAUACAGAGAUGAAAGAUGUUGGCGGCUCUUCUGCAGAGGAUAAACUCACUGAACCUGAAGGCCAAACCCUCUCUCUGAUGCCGCAGUUUGCCAGUGAUGAUGCACCCAAAGAUGACCAUACCGUCCUGAGAUCUGAAGCCUGUGGAGCAACACUUGAAACGAAUCCGACUCAGGCCACGGGAUGUAGCUCUACGCUAAGCCUUGACCUCUUUCAGAAUGAGACUAAGCGAUCAGAAUUAUCUGAGGAUGAGGAAUCUCCUAAAGACGCUGAAACUCGUGGAAUGGAAGGAAAAACGGUUUCUCCCGUUGAUGACGUGCCAGAGGAGCUUCAGCUAGAGCUUGGCAACAAGAAAAUGAGUGCUACAGCCACUGCAGCUGAAACUAAUCCUGAUCAGGCUACUUCAUCAAAAAGUGAGCUCUUGCCGAACUUGUUUGACAGUAGAGAAGUAGAUGAUAAUGAUUCUUGAGAAAUGGAUUGCAACAGCAAAGACGCUAUUGUCCCAUUUUCAGGAAUAAAAGACGAAAUUAAUACUAAUUCUAGUGACUAAAGAGGUGUUGGUUUCUUAAUUUGAAAUUAGCAUUGAAGUGUAUGGCUAGUGAUAUGAAGCUCUCGUGAAGUUUCUUACUUCAGCCCAAAUAUUUCUAGAUAUGAGCUUUUGUUUGUAUUUUUCUUUUUAAGAUGAUUUUUUUGUCUUCCGGCGUAAAGCUCACAACGUAAAAUCUCAAAAUAUUAUUUUCAUUUGAUAAAUGUGGACAUUUUACGAUUUUUAUUCUUUUACAUUUCGAAAAUACAUGUCAAAUGGACUAAAGGUAUGCGGUAUACAAAUAUAGCCAUCAUGUGUUUUACCGUGUAAAUCAUCAAGUAUUCUUUAGGGAUACAAAUACUUAAAGCUCACCAAUAAAUAUGAACGAAGAAACCGAUUAUGUCAAAUGUUAUUUUGUUGCAUAACUUUACCAAAACAAAGACAAAAACAAAAGUUUAAGUUUUAUCAAUGGUGGAUUUUAUUUGAAAAUAACCAACUUUGGGAUCAAAAUUAAGUAGAUGUCAUUGAUUUUGACAUAAUGUAAUAACUAACAUUUAUGUUAAUUAUUAUCCGAUUUUAUCCAUUCUUCCUGUAAUCACUCGGUGACUUGUGUUGUUCGAGAUGAUAUGGCCAAAAUAAUAUAUGGUGAAUGACAUCCCUACGCAUGAUGUCAAACGUAAUGAGAUGUAGCCAAUAUUUACCGCGCCACUAUUGACAACGACAGUACCAAAGCCAUGCACAUCACUUUCAUAAUUACAACAUACAUAUUAACUAUGCACAGUAAAGCGUAAAUAAAAUUAAAACACUUUUGCAAUAAAUGGUAUAUUUCAUUACUUAUUAAACAUAAGUGUUCUAUUUCGUAUAACAAAAUAGUAUAAAAGAUCAACUCUAUCUGAACCCUUAAAUAAUAAAUUUUAUUCCAACCUCAGGUACUCCAAGCCUCUAAAUACUAAACCCUAAACCCUAAACACUAGAUCCUAAAUCUAAAUACAAACCUUAAAUCCAAAAUACAGAAUGUGUUUCAUAUCACCGAAAUAGUAUAGGACUUUAAGUCUCUAACUCAGCACACAACUCCUAAAUGCUAAACCCAUACCCAACUUUUGUAUACUAAACCCUAAACUGCUAUCACUACACCCAAACCUCAACCCACACAUUCCAAAUACUAAACCCUAAAUCCUAAUCACUAAACUCUAAACCCAAGUAUAGAGCCUAAACCCAAAUAGAAUAAAACAAAAUACAUAGUAUAGUACAUAUUGGUGAACAAAAUAAAACACUUUUUAUUAAUCAUCAAAUGAAACAAUACAUGAUAGGAUCACUAAACCCAAACUUCAACACCACUUUCUACAAACUAAAAUCUAAAUCUUAAUAACUAAACCCUAAAUCCAAGUACAAACUCUAAACCCAAAUAAAAUAGAACAAAAUACAUAGUAUAGUUCAUACUGGUGAACAAAAUAAUAUAUUCUUUAUUAAACGUCAAAUGGAACGAUACAUGAUAAAAAUGUAUAGUUACAUGCUAUUUUGAAUUACAUAACAUGAAUAUCACAUUCAUAAUACAUAUUACAACUCUUAAAUACUAAACCCAAAACAAAUUUUAAAAUACUAAACCCAAAACAAACUUUAAAAUAUUAAACCCAAAUAUAAACCAUAAUUAUAAUCCCUAAAUCCAAUGAUCAAAAUCUGAAAAUAGUAUAUACUAUUGUGUAAUAUUAAACUAAAUCCAAACCUAAUUUUUGAAUAGUAUAGGCUCUAACCCAACACACAACUCAUAAAUGCUAAUUCCAUAUCUAACUUUUGAAUACUAAAUUCUAAACUGCUAUCACUAAACCCAAAUCUCAACCCCUACCUUCCAAAUACUAAAUCCUAAAUCUUAAUCACUAAACUUUAAACCCAAAUAUAAACCCUAAACUCAAAUAGAAUGAAACAAAAUACAUAGUAUAAUACAUAUUGGUGAAGAAAAUAACACCUUCUUUAAUAAUCAUCAAAUGGAACGAUACAAGAUAAAUAAGUAUAGUAACAGACUAUUUCACAUUACAUAACAUGAAUAAAGCAUUCAUACAUUUCUAUUCCAUACACAUAAAAUAGAAUAGAACACAAUGUUACAAAAACUGUUCAUCUUCUCCGAUCAAUUCAAGGACAUUCACAGCGAGAAAGAUAUGUGUAACUGGCAACAUCCGUGGGAAUCAUACAUGUAACCGCCUCAUAAACCGAAAAGAUUACGGUGAUUGAAGGAAGAGUUGACGAACCUCGCGGCGGUGCCGUUUACGUUGUCGGCGACUCCAUAGAUUUCAGAUGCGCAAAGCUUCCCGUCAUGAGCCAAGCGAGCCGUUGCAGAUGGCCAUCUCCUAGGCAAAGCUACUCCAUAAAUGGUUUUGGUGGUUAUACAGCAGAUAAAAAUGGAGAAGAAACAACUCACGUUGUACAAGGUAUGUGAUUCUCCAAAGGCCACGAUGUAUGUGUGUUAGGUAAGUAUUAUUAAUUUAGUUUUUUAUUGUUUACAUGUUUUACCGGUUGUGUAAGAGGGCAUAGUAGUAUUAUUAUAUAAAAGAUGCAUGGUGUAUUGGUGUAUUAGGGUAUUUAGACAUAGAAUGAAUUAUAAUUUGUUUGAUGGUUAUACAGCCCAAUUUCCCAUCUAUAUAUACUCUUGAGAUCUCAGAUCUAAUUAUAUAAACUCUGAUAAGUGAUUACAAUCAAGUUGGUCAUAGAGUUUUGGUACUCACAAUUUAAAGUUAAAUUCUUAGAGUUCUAUAUUUAAUUUUAAAUCAUUGAAGCUAUAUCUUAAUAAAGUCGAGUAGUUUUUAUUUAGUUAUGGACAUCAUUAAUUUUGAGAGUCGAAGAGCCUUCAUCGCCACACACCGUUAGUGUAACAUCCCGAUACCCGGCCCAAAUUUUUUUUAACGAGAGCUCGUUAGGACUGCAGCCCAUUAAGGUAAAUGACCUAGGGUUCCCUCCAUUUCCUAUAAAUAAAGUUGCCUCCUCUCUUUUUUCUCUCAUUCUGAAACUUGAGCAAAGCCCUGCAGAGAUUUAGAGAGACUAAGAAACCCUAGCCAUCAAGCUUCUCUUUUCCUUUUCUCUCUUCUUCUUCUUCUUCUUCUCUCUCUCUCUCUCUCUCUCUCUCUCUCUCUCUCUCUCUCUCUCCCUUUCGCUGGCGCCGUGUUGUGGUGGUGGUGGUGGCAGCCGAUUGGUGGUGGUGACAAGAUCUCGUCUCUCCCUUGUCUCUUGUUUCCAGAUCCAGAUCUAGGCUAGAGGUAAUUCGAACCCAUCUUGUUCUCAUGUACUCUAUACUUCUUUAUGUUGGAGUUAGGUUUUAUUAGACCCUGUUUGAGAGUUAGGUUGAUAGAUCAUGAUUACUGUUAGCAUGAUAGAUGAAUGGAUCAUGAUGCAUAAGAACCCUCAUAUUGUUAAAUGGACUGUUUUGUGUUGCUGUGAUGAUUGGCUGAUGAUUGAUACUUGUGUGAUUGGUUUGCACGGUCCCAUGUGAUGAUUGUGAAUGAAAGCUAGGUUGCUAGAAAGAAGUGAAUGCUUAAGAUGAUAAAUAUGUCAUUGGAAUAUAAUGUCACUGCAUGAUGUACGUGAAUGAGAUGUCCUUUGCCAUCAGCUGUUGUGUUUGAGCGUGUGACGUGUAUUGUGUGAGCCACCGAUAACAGGUGGCGUCUAGUGAACGAGUAUGAGUACGAGUCUAAGUGCAAGAGAAUGUGAAAGGGAAUGGGAAAUGAGUAAUGAGAAUGUGAAAGUGAAUGAGAAAUGAGUAAUGAGAAUGUGAAUGAGAACGUGAAUGAGAAUAAGAAUGUGACGUGUCAAUGAACUUGCUUGAUGUCCUGUUUGGACCACAGAGAACGGGUGGGCGUCUAGAAUCUAGGAUGUGUGAACCUGCGGGACAGUAGCCUAACACGAGGUACCCGCAGGAGCCCACGGGACUUAGCCUAACAUGAGGUACCCGUGGGCGAGAUGAGAAAGGACCGCGCGAGGGCGGGAUAGAAAUAAGUAAGGGCUGUGAAAGGACGGUGACCGUGGACUGACAGGAUCGGUGUAGGCGCCUUAAGAUCGAGUCAAUGCCGAGUCGUGGCGUAAUUAUGGCUAUUAUGACCGGGUGGUGGACAGUGCCAGGAUGGGCCAACGUGCUGCAACUCGGAUAGCCAUGUAGGAAGCUGGAGGGGGACGAAUGCUCGAAAGAGGCGCCCUUCCAGGUUAGGCCGGAACGCGUAGGGACAUCCGUAAACGGCUAUAGGUCCAUACGUCUAAGUUGCGUGAAGUCAAGUCAGUAUUUUGUGAAGGUGUAUGUCGAGUCUAUCGUAAUUAUGUGUAGCAAUGACUGAGUUCAAUGUGUUGGUUGAUCGCUAGGUUGUUAGUAAGGUAUAUAUAGAACUGUGAUUGCUUGGAAAUGAUGACGAUAGAAUGUUAUAGAAUGCAUUUGAUUGAUUGUAGUGGUUAGUCAGUCCUAUUUUCCGCAUAUAAUAGUAUAGAGUGUCAUGCGGGCAGGUUGGUCUAGAGUCACUUGAUUGAGUAACCCGUUGCUCAUUCCCUCCCUUUCCAUUUCUCUGUGCACAAGACUGUAAGUAGAAGUAUAUGGAUACGAGUGUGACAGUAUUUCACAGAAGGUUAUGCGUCUGUCGACUUUUGAGACUAGUAACGGGACACGUAAGGUUGUCUAAAUGAAUAGACACAUGUCUAUAACGCCCUUUCGGUAACUCCGGUCGGACGCUGGAAGAUCGGGCCGUUACAGUUAGAGCAUCAGUAUCGUGGAGUACCCCUUCUAGUCUCUUAAAAAUGUUACUUUAAUCAUAUAACUAGAUUUUGACCCGCGCUUUGAAGCGCGGAUUUUUGGAUUAUAAAGAAAAACCACAAUUUGAUAUGAAUUAUCAUUUUGAGAUUGUUCUACAUUAUUACGUUACAGAGUCGUAUUAUAUCAAAGAAGGAUAUUUAUUUAGAUUUAAUUAGCUUAUUUGAGAUUCUCAAUGUAUAUUUUUAUGUAAAUUUCUAUUAGGCAUAUGUACUCUAUCCGAACCCAAAAAUUUGAACCAAAACUGAUCCAAAAAUACAUAUUCAGUUUGGUCAAUUUCUAAAACAAAGUACUUAUUGGAUAUACUUUUGAACCCGCGAGUCUCGGUUAGGUCCGAGUUUUAUCUGAGACUCGAUCGGCUAAACAAAGUACCCAAUUGUUUUGUGUAUAUUAGGCACAUCUGGAUAUUUAAGAUUGGUAUUAUGGAUAUUUUUAAGUUAAAAGGUGAUGCUAUCAAAAUUUACUUAUAUAUUUCAGGUAUUCAAGUAAAAUUUUAGAUAUUUUCUGUUUUUUAGUUCAUAUUUUGGGUAAAGUUUUGGGUUAUAUAAACUAUUUGAACUUUUUAGAGUUUUGUUUGAGUUUUCAAAAAAUUUCAUGUUUCAGGUAUUUUUGUGUUUUUGGUUAUUUCAAAUCUUUUCGGGUUUUAAAUAUUCAAAUCGGUCAGACUCGUCAUGUAACCAAAAAUUAUAAUUAUUUUAAUUACGAAUCUGAACCGAUCCGGAACCAACCCAAAUCCAAACUUAAAUAUUCAAAUAUCUAGUUGGUUUAAAUGUCUAAGAUAUAAAAGGAAUCGAUCCAACUCGGCCCGAAGACCCAAAUAUUAAACUUUACUCUCUCUCUCAUUAUAUUUGGUGUGCAUUUUAUAAUAUUUUUAUUUGUUGAGUUGAUAAGACUUAAGAUUUAUUUAGCAUAUUUUUUAAUUUAGUAUUGCAGCCCCAAAUAUAUAAUCUAAUAACAUAAUAUGAAACCUUCUACAUUGAUAUAAUUUGUUUUGUUAAUAGUGUUGAUAUUGGUAUAGCAUGUUAGUUAAUGGUAGAUGUUAUAAGUUGUAGAUCCUAUAAAGGUCAAUUACGUUUGGUAUUAUAUGUAGAUAAAAAAGUGGAUCCAAAAAAAUAUUAGAAUUAAAAGGGAGAUUUUUUUUUUUUUGGGCAAUUAAAAGAGAGAUUACAAUAUAUUUCUAAAUGAUGGAAAAUAUUAUUUGGUUGCUAUAUAAUAGGAGUUCAGUUAUAAUAUCUAGUUAUAUAUAAUAGGUUGGACUAAAAAUGAAAGGGUGCAACAACCUUAUUUAAGUAGAUUUUUUCAGAAUGAUUCUCUUUUAAUAUUAUAUAUUAUAUUUUGUUUUUGUAAAACAGCUGAGUGGUUAACAAAUUUACAUCUGUCAAAAAAGUUUUUUCUCAUCUUCGAGACUGCAUAGUCUCUUCACUUCAAGACGAGACGUUUCUUUAUUCUCUCUUCUAUAUUUUGUUUGUCUUUCUUACUUUUUCACUUUUUAUAAUUUUAUGUUGGUGAAAAAUUUAUGCAAAAAACCUUUGCUGCUGAUGCUCUUAGAAUUCAAAAGCUAAACGUGGAUUUAGACUCUUCAUCGCGAGUGCUUUGUUUUGGUAUUUAAUAACGCAAUGGUGAUAAAGGUGGCGGCCGUUGUAGCCCAUUGUGAAUUAAAUUAACAUAAUUGGUUUGGUAGCCGCGGUGACAACAUAGAUUUGAAUUUUUUCGUUCACAAAUGUAUUAUAAUAUUUAAAAAAUAUUUUUUGAUGUUACAAUGUCAAUGCAGUUAUAUUAUAAAUUAACUGCCACAUGAUAGAUUUUGCUUACUUUUUUUUGAAUUACCAGGAAGUAUGGGUUCUAAUCCCUCCACGACCGAAAGCAUGACAUGAAAUAUUAGUUUCGUUCCAACGGUCACUCAAAAUGGGGACCUUUAAUACAAUAGUCAAGGUAUUUUCUAGUUGAGCUAAUGACCUUUGUUAAUCUCGCUUAUAUUUUAAAGACGCGAAGGAUACAAUUUAUAUAAAUAAUCGCAAAUAAAUAUAUACAGCUCAAUUAAAAAUUAUCUGUGAAUUUAUAACCAAUUUUUAUUGAAAUAUAAACAUUUUUUGGAUUUUAUAGUAUGUGUUAUUUAUGAAAUUGUCUUUGAAAGUUUUCAGUUUUUAGUUGGAAAAUAAUAUCAUUUCUCUUUUUAAUAAAUUUAUUCUUUUUAUAUCUUUAAAUAUAUUUUUUUUUAGUUUGAGAAAAAAAAAUUCAUUUUUUGUUAUAAAAACCUUAGAAACUUUUUAAUUAUUUUUUCAAAAUUAAUUGUUUAAAUUUUAAAUUGCUAUUGAAUAAUUAAAAAAUAUUUUUUGAUUCCUUAUUAACAAAAUGAAACUGUUAUCAAAAUAAUUAUAUUAUUGGAUGCAUAAGAAAAAUGUUAUCUAUUUAAUAAACGUUUGAUUAAAUUUUAACAUCUGAAUAUUACAAUAGGUUAUAAGAAUAUAACAAGCUGAGCUCGUUAUAUUUUUAAACUCAACAAUAUUCUCUUAAACAAAAUAAAAUGUAUUUAUUGCAAACAAAACAAACAAAAAUUAACUAGAAACUAAAAAUAAAUAUUUUUUUAAUCAAAAUAUUUUUUUAUAAAUGAAUAUAUCAAUUAGUAAUUCUUUUUGAAAAGUUAUAUUGUCUUCUUUCCCCGUUAUGAGUUAAGUCUAAAAUUCAUAUCUUAAUUAUUUCUUUAGUGGAACCCAAUAUUUGUCGCUUUUUUGUUUGUAAAGCAUAACAUAGAAAUAAAAUGUUGAAAGAGAUAAACAGAGAGAAACCAAUUAAGUGAUAGUAGGUCCAAAACCAGGUAAUGCUGAGUUCAGAUUUGGAAAAAGACAGAGACGUAUCCCAAAAAGAAAUGAGAUCUCAAAGAGGGAGUUCUUACUGGUCUGGCCCUUUGACGAUAUUCAAAGGUUAAUACAAAGAAAAGUGUUUUAUUCUUCAAACCGUAGUUUGGUACUCGACUCAUUCUUUCUUUGUCCCAUCACAACUCAGUUUUUUUGGAAGUAUAUAUUUUUACGUUUAAAUUAGAAAAUCACUUUCUGACAAAAAAUUUUCUUAUAAAAUCAGUUGACAUUAAAAUUUGUUGAUCUAGUUCAUAAUUAUUCACUGACAUGCCAAAAAUCAAUGAAAAUCUCUAAAAUCCAAAGUCUGGCUGCCAGAAAACAAAUAAUCAAAUGUCUUGAUAUAAACGGUUUAAUUAGAUCUUAAUUUUACGAACCAUAGUGAGAUUGAUAUGAGAUAAAUAGCUGUAGACCAACUAAAUGUUAAAACCUGGUUUACAUAUAGUGUACAUGUGUAUUUUAGGUGAUUCAGAAUCUGUAGGUUCCUUGGGAAUGUAUGGUAUUCAUAUUAAUAAAAUUUUAAAAUUUGAUUUAUUCUUAAAAAAUCUAUAUUCUUAUGGUAUCAAAAUGUUAAGAUAUAAAUACAGGAUUACGGAUUUAUAAAUUAAUGAUUCAUAAAAUUAACAAAACAAAUCUUAUAUAAGUAUUUGUCUUUAAAAAAACUUGGUUUCGAUGAUUUUUUUUCUCGCGAAUUUACAACAAAUUAGUAGCGAAGUCUUAAUUUAAGAAAAUUUGAGCAACAUAACUAUUAGAAAAAAAGUUAUUUUAGUUUAGAUAUUCCUUUUUAUGGAUAAAAAAAACUUAAUUUGUGAAAACAAAAAUUUACGCUUUUUUAUCUCUCUCCAAAAGUUUCUCGCCAACCUUUCGUCGAACUCUUUUUCGUCUCUACUCUAACGCUAGGAGGCAUCGGUGUACGUUAGCUCCAGCGUCGAAGGCAUCGUCUCUCUUCUUCUCCUCCUCUUUUUUUCUUUGCUUCUCGUCUUCUCACCUCUCCUUUCGCCGUCUUCUUGUCCGAGUUUGUGGCGAGUGUGGCGUCGUCGAAAUUCUAGAUCUUUCCGGGGAGGGAUAGAUUCGGCGGUCAAGACCCCUUCUGGAAACUUGACCAGGAAGCUAGGGUUUUUUAGUGAAAGGAGUCGGCUUUUGGGAGAGAUAUCCGACGGAUCUGCGUUUUAUCUUGUAGAUCUGCUCGGGAUCUCAGCGGUGGUGGUGUGUGAGGCUUUCUCUGGCUCUCUCCUCUAGUCUUUAUUGUAUUCGGUGUUACGAAGUGAUUCCUUUGUUGUUGAGGCUUAGUGUCUUGUCUCGAUCCAUGGUUUCAGCUUUGUUCAAGGGAGAAAACGGUCUUCAAUCGUCGGUGAGUGCGCUUAGGAACAGGUGGUCGUGUGGCUGCUUCUCCUCUGCAGGUCCUCUGUGUGGUCAAGGGUUGGUUAUCUGGUUCUGUCGUCUAUGGCGGAGUAGGCUUCACCUCUGGAGGCAUCUCUCCGUUUGCUAAAGCGUCUUAUGGUCCAGGAUUCAUGUUCAUGCCUCUUCGAGUGAGGUUUGGUGUCUUCAGCUCUUCUUUGUUUUUUUUUUUCUCUCGACUUUCUAUCAAAGUGAAGAACAGAGACAAGGAGGACUGGGUCAGGUUCUCUGAUCCGGACCAGUGUUUCUGGUAGUAGUGCUAGAGUCAGUUUCUGCUGCCUGUGACUUGGAGCUCCGGUUGAAGUGUCGAUUAUCCCAGUACCGAGAUAUCCACUUGGACAUUUUGGUAUAUUGUCUCUUCUUCUUUUUGCAGGGUUUGAAGAUCUUGUGUUCUGGAUUUGUUGUCAUUGCAUCCCAUAUUUCUCGAGGAUGUGUUCGUUGGUGGUCUCGGCAACUGGCAGGUAUACAUUCCUCCCCGAUUGUCCGGUGUAUUGUGAGCUUCAUAGACCGGGUCGGUUAUGAGGAUGAUGAAGUUAUCGGUAUCCAUAUACUCUGGCAGGAGGGCAACUAGGAUGGCUGCGGCCUCUUAGGCUUGGAAAGGCACCGGCAAUGUGGGUAACCCCCGUUAAUUCACCUUUCCUGGGAUACAUUUACUACGGUAAAGAACGGUGAACGAUUCUGUGGCGUUCAUAACUGGCUAGUGAACUGCGCCGGGUUAGAUUUGUGUAAGGGCAUCUCCAACCCUACUCCAUUUUCAACUGCAAACAUCAUUAUGGAGUAAAAUCUUCUCCAACCCCACUCCAUUUUGGAGUUAAAAAUGGAGUAAUGGCAAGGGUUACUCCAUUUAUGGAGUAAUCUUACCCAUUACUCCAUUUUGGAGUUGAACUUUUUUUAUUUAUAAAAUGAUCCUUUGAAUCUUUAAUGUUUCUAUUUUUUACUUAAAUAAUAUUUAAAAUGAUUCAAUAACAUGAAAUUGCAGAAGAUGAAAAUGAGCGUGAACUUGAUGCACCAAUUGAACUUGAAAGAGAAGCUCCACCUCCAGAUAUUGAAAUUGCAGAAGAUGAAAAUGUCCGAUUUUAAAAUUUUCUUGCUCGAUUUAGGAAUAUCAAAAAUAAAGAAGCUCAUUUUUCAUUACGAAAUGCAUUAGUUGAUCAUUUGUGGGAAAAAUAUUCUAAUGCUCAUUGUUGAACCUAUAUAUAUGUUGUCUUUUUUAAUGAUUUCUUGUACUUUUUAAUAAUAAAUAUUUAAUUCAAAUAA